Aureobasidium melanogenum CBS 110374 is the source of this 1815-nucleotide messenger RNA. RefSeq names its product DUF1446-domain-containing protein. NCBI's taxonomy places the organism in Eukaryota, Fungi, Ascomycota, Dothideomycetes, Dothideales, Saccotheciaceae. The transcript is spliced from 3 exons. The coding region runs from base 1 to 1815 and encodes 604 amino acids. The record is from RefSeq and is a predicted model, not a curated record.
AUGCCUACAGAAAGAAACCUGAGGAUCGGAAACUGCAGCGGAGCAACUGGAGAUGCACCGCACGCCAUGGCUCGCAUGGUACGGGAGGCCGACGUCGAUGUCAUUACUGGUGACUGGCUGUCUGAGAUGAACAUAGCCUGGGAGUCGAUCAAAAAGGCUGAAGAUCCACAUCUUGGAUACGAUGUGGGCUUUCUCAGGCAACUCACCGAAUGCAUCGAUGAUAUUGCGGAGAGGAAGACCAAAAUUAUCACUAACGCUGGAGCAAUGAAUGCCCCUGUUUUGUCGCGUAAGGUCCAGGAGCUCUGCCAAAGCCGCGGCCAUGAUAUAGUAGUAGCAACAAUACUUGGAGACGACGUGAGUCAUCUACUGAAGCGAAGCAAGUCGGGGGAGCAGAUCCUUGACUUCCCUCACUUGGACCAUGAGGAACAGUUUCUGGAGAACUGGGAUCCUGAGCUCAAGCCCACAUGUGCUGCGGCAUAUAUAGGUGCUUGGGGUAUUGUUGCAGCGCUCAAAGAGGGUGCCGACAUCAUCAUUUGUGGUCGUGUCACAGAUGCCUCACCAGUUAUUGGUGCUGCUGCUUGGUGGUAUGGCUGGUCUGAGCAAGCCUAUGAUCAGCUCGCCGGAGCACUGAUAGCAGGCCAUCUCAUUGAAUGCGGACCUUACGCCACAGGCGCAAACUUCUCUGGUUUCAAGCAAUUUCUUCCAGAUCUCGUGGACUUGGCCUUCCCAGUAGCAGAGAUCACGCCGUCCGGGUCCUGCUACAUCACCAAGCCAGACUCUAUGAAUGGAGUGAUCAAUCGAUUCAAUAUCACGUCUCAGCUAUUGUAUGAGCUACAGGGACAAAUGUAUCUCAACCCGGAUGUAGUGGCAGAUGUCGCCAGUAUCCGAAUAGAGAACACAAGCCGCGAAAAUCAUGUCCUAGUAUCUGGUUGCAAAGGUUAUCCACCACCUCCAACUACAAAAGUCAUGGUUGCAGCACCAGGAGGCUGGCAAGCAGAGACAACAUACUACAUCAAUGGUCUUGACGUACAAGCAAAAGCACAGAUGAUGAAACAGCAACUGCAAAAUAUUUUCAGUGGUAGCCAGUUUUCAAAAUUCUCCGCUGAACUGUAUGGCACUCAAGUGGAGAACCCGUCUUCGCAACAAGCAGGCACCGUGAUGUUGCGAGUGUUUGCCCAAGCACGCAAUAAGGAAGACAUCGCGGCCGAGAAAUUCAAGAUACCGCUGUAUUCGUUACGCAUGCAGAGUUAUCCCGGCUACCACAUGAAUCUCGACUUCCGCACUAUGGACCCGAAGCAGUUCUACGAAAUCUUCCCAGCAACAAUCCCACAAGCUGCCAUCAACCAUGAAGCUGUGGUAGCCGGAAAGAGAAUUUCGAUUGCUCCACCAGGGCAAACACAGCAUUAUCCUGUCCAAAGGCCUUCGUCAGAGACAGAAAGUCCUGUUGAUCUCGCCACUUUUGGACCUACUGAGCGUAGGCCGCUCGGCAGCAUCGUACAUGCGCGCUCAGGCGACAAAGCAAACAAUUCGAACGUUGGCUUCUUCGUCCGCCAUGCCGAUGAAUAUCCAUGGCUACAGUCUUUACUCACAGUCGACAAGUUUAAAGGAUUGCUGCAGGAAGACUAUGCGGGAAACAGGAUUGAGAGAUGCGAAUUUCCUAACAUCCUUGCUGUGCAUUUCCGCAUUAUGGAUUUCCUGGAUGGUGGCAUCGCAUCUAGUGCUCGUAUAGAUGGAUUGGGUAAAGGUGUGGGCGAGUAUUUGCGUAGCAAGUAUGUGGAUGUCCCAAUCAUGUUUCUGCAGAAAGGCGCGAUCUGA